AUGAUCUGCAAGGAGGGCAGCCGCGUGGACAUCGACUCCAAGGAUGGGCUGCAAACGCAGCCAGUGGCAGCGCCAAUAAUGACCAAUUCGCUGCCAGCGAACGGCUACAAUACGCUCCAGCAUCGGCGCAAAUCCCAAUUGAUCACAUUCAGUGCCAGCUCCAGCGACAUCAAGAACAGUCUCAGCCAUGAGCUGAUCACGGCCAGCGGCCGACUUAGCUAUGCCGAGGAGCAGCAGCCAGUGGCUGCUCCAGCAUCAACUCCAACUGCUGAGCAGGAAGACGAGGAGGAGGAGGAGGAGGAGGAUGUGGAGGAGGAGGAGGAAGAUGGGCUAGUUGUGGAGGAUGUGGAAGAUGUGCUCUACAUGCACGACGAGUUCGAGACGCACAUCGAUGCCAAGUCGAACAAUGCCAACGAUGACAGCGGCGGCGGCAGCUAUGAGGAUUCCCAUGCCCUGCACAGCUCGCUCGGUGGCAGCAAUCGGAACAGCUUGGAGAAGGAUGACGACGACAUCGAGGUGGAUGUGAUUAGCACCGAUGUCAGCUGCUAUGACCAGCUCCUGGGCAGCAGCUGCAACACACGCCACGGCGAUGACGACGAUCUGGCCACGCUCAUCGGCGACACGGAUCACUUGAUAAAGGCCAAGGGUCACAGUGCUGGAAAUGCUGCUGCUGCUGCUGCUGCUGGUGGUGGUGGUGGUGGUGGUGCUGGUGGUGCUGUUGGGUUGGGCGGGGUUGCUGUGGGCGUUGGGCUUGGCAUGGCCGGCAUAACAGCGACAGCUGCUGCUGCUCUUGGCAAAUGCGCUUUGGAGCCGGGCUCAACCGUUGGCAAUGGCAAUGGCGGCAUUAUCUAUGCCAAUCCAUUUAUGGGUUUGUAA
Molecule: messenger RNA, 876 nt
Organism: Drosophila hydei
Lineage: Eukaryota; Metazoa; Arthropoda; Insecta; Diptera; Drosophilidae
Product: tyrosine-protein phosphatase 10D-like
Exons: 2
Coding region: 1-876 (291 amino acids)
Source: RefSeq, a predicted model, not a curated record